AUGGUGAAGGCGGACAUAAAGAAGGAUUACUAUGCCGAUCUAGGCCUUGACCCGAAAGCUGAAGAUGAUGAAAUACGAAAAAAGUACAGGAAGUUAGGUGGGACAUUCCCCCUCCCCACAGCGCCUAUACUACAUUAUCAGGUCGUUACUAAUAAAACUCCACACCGUCUGAUAGCCUUAAAAUUCCAUCCGGAUAGGAAUCCAGGGAAAGAACUCGAAUUUAAUGCCAAAUUUCAGGCCAUCCAAGCUGCAUAUGAAAUCCUUAUAGAUCCCAAAGAGAGAUUAAAAUACGACACGAGCAGGCUCCGGGCCGGAUAUGGUCAAUCUAGGGGAACGCCAACACCUGGUGCGCAGCCGCGAAGACCUAGUGAACCAAAUGGCCAACACCACCCUCAAAGCUUUCCACACCCUGGCUCCUAUCCCGCACCUCCUUCUGCCGGAGCACAGAAAUACACAAGUUACGCGAAAGCAACUUCGCAAAAAUGGGACAAGAUCUACGAGGAUACGCGAACCAGGGCGGAUGCAUUCCGUGGAUUUAAGGAAAUGAAACCGAACGUCAACAUAGGUGGAUGGUCAGGGUUCGAUCCAAGGACAGGCCGAUCAAACCAAUCGGGAUCAACUCCGCGACCCUCUCAGCGCCCUCAAUCCGCAUAUGAGGCAUUUUUCAAUGUCCCAAAGGCAUCUCCGCAACGUGCACAAGCAAAGAAGAGACAAGGAUUUGCUCCCGGAACUCCAGGGGGAGAUGAGCCAAUGGCGCAGAAUACGUCAGCCUACACCAGUUAUAAUAGGGACCGGACUUCUUAUUUUCAGUCUCAAUUUGAGCCCGCGCCUCCCCCGACGGCAAAGAAGUGGCCGCGUCAGGAAGAAUCGACAAAUGAUAAUAAUACCAUUCCAAAUCUCCAGAGAACUAGCAGUAAAUAUGCAACUGCCGGUGGGGAGAAAACAUAUGUGUCGAGUGCGGGAGUCGGGCGAUCUUCUAGUUCUAGGAAUUCGCCUUUUACUGAAUCUGAUUCUCGGCCCCGUACCAACCCGCCAAGUCCGACCUCUCCCCGACCUAAUCGUGGAAGACAUCACAGUGCCAGCCCGAAGCUGAAACCGAACCGCAACCGGACCAUUUCGUCUUCUCCGUCACCAAGCGAUUCGGAGGAGGUUGAUAUAUCGUCCAGACCGAAACGGACUCCACGGAGUAGGAUGUUUGCGAAAACAGACCCUAUGACUAUGGAAACUGAUUCCGCUCCCAGACAGAACCUGCGGGUGCGAUGGCAUUCGGAUACUGACUUUGAGAAACCUCAAGGACACCACCCAAACAACGUGGGAUUUAACCCUCAUGCCUCCCACGGAUAUGCUCCGGCUGCGAAAGACCAUCCACAGCAGGCCCCUACUUCUGCCAAUAACCCACCGAAUCACGCGACUGGAAACCCUUCUGAAAAUUUAAGGAAGUCACAUAAGACUGAGAAUUCCAAUAAUAUGUAUGGCCCAUCUCCUAAGUCUUUCAUUCGCGAGUGGUCAGAAAGAUGGGGUUUCACUUCAUCGACCACCCCCUCUGAUACCCCUGAGCAAUCAUUCCCACUUUGGGCUUAUCCGUCUAGCAUCCUACCCCAGCUUUCUAAACUUCCAAAUUGGAGAAAAGAAGAUCGGGACCAAAGUUUUGGGUUCCCGAUUACAGAUGAGAUAGCGCAUGACGGACCUCAACUUCAGAUGAACCCACUGGAUUCAACCCAGAAUAAGCAGACAAGGAUGAAAGCUGACCCAGUUACAAUUCCCAGUUUUGGCCCGUUUGCAAACAAUAACAUACCUCUCAACGGUAAACCCAAGAGCAGAAGUCAUGAAAGUAUCGACGUUACCUUCUCCGCCGCGGAUUGGAGCGGCAAAUUUCAGCAUGCAACCGAAUUCUUCGCGCCGAAACCUUCUAGAGAGCCUCCCUUUCAACCCAAACCGUCCCGCGCUCGCAGCAAGAGUAUAAGCAGGCCAAAUUCUACGACACAUCCUCGACCCUUCCCACCACCUGGGAGUACGAAUCAGAACCAAAGAGAUGAUUCCAAGAAGUCGUCCCAUUUUACGGAAUCUGGAUUCUCAGUCGACAAAUGGAAGGAGGAAGUUCUGAAAGCCGAUAUUUGGUCUAUUCCCCAUAAUGAACUACCUCCCCAUAAUCCAACCCGACAGAAAAGUCCGCCAAAGCAACCGAAACCAGUCAUGAGGCGGAAGCAAACAAUACCCAAACCAGUCUCGGUCACGACAGAAUCAGAGGAGGCUGAAUCGACGUUAUCUCCUGGAAACACCGAUGAACCCAAAUCAGUUCCUCCUGAAGGUGUUGAAGCAAUGGAUAUUGAUGAGGAGCUCCCGGCGAGCAAACCGCAACGUCAACAUCCUACAGCACCAAAUACAAAAAUAGACACAACAGUCAAACAUCCCACUGCAGGCACAACAAAACCCGCGCCAUCUCCUCCCCUAUCCAACAAUACCCUGAACCUAAAACAUCUCGCCAACGUUGCGCCAUUCACACCAACCAAUAGCACCGGCAUUAACGACCUCAAUGAUCUUAGCAGCACGCUCCCGUUCGAAUCUAGACCAAACGACAGCAGUGGAUCUCGACUAACUAUCCGUCCACAAGACCUCGCACUUCCAAAACCCCCAAGAGUUCCUCCGGCGCCGAAUUUCGUAGCAGCAGACCACCCCCACAAGGCUGAGGUACAGUUAAAGUGGGAACGUUACGUGGCUGAAAUCAACGCAUACAUGCACGACUGGAACGUAUUCAACCGUACCAUGCUCGGUCACUUCAACGCAAGGCAGCAGACGGUCGAGACGGGGCUUGCGCCCAAUUGGGCCAGGGCAGUCGGUGACUCGGCACGGUUACGUAUUAACGACGGGGUUGAUUCAACAGGGAAGAAGGCCAACAAAACGACCGUGGAUAAUGAUGGCGCUGUACAAGAUGGCGAUGAUGACAACGACGCCGACGAUGAGCAGCUGGUUGCUGGGAGCGCCAAGGGGGGGUUUAAUGCAUACAUGCGAGGUGUCAAGGAGGAUUUUGUCGUAAGGCAACAUUGGGAGGUUGCGUGGGAACGCCACUUGACAUGUUUGGAGACGCUGGAUGCGACACGAAGGUUCAUGAGGGGCGGAACCCGGCACCGGCGCAUGUCAGCUGGGGGGGUUGUUGGAUAG
This is a messenger RNA of Histoplasma mississippiense, 3159 nucleotides long. RefSeq lists its product with no specific name. The transcript has 3 exons. Lineage: Eukaryota; Fungi; Ascomycota; Eurotiomycetes; Onygenales; Ajellomycetaceae. The record is from RefSeq and is a predicted model, not a curated record. Bases 1 to 3159 code for a protein of 1052 amino acids.